AAUGGCCACGGGAGGCAUCACGACGCUUCCCUCCACGCCCGAAGACGGCGGCAGCGGCGGCUUCCCGCCCGGCGGCUUCAAGGAUCCCAAGAGGCUGUACUGCAAAAACGGGGGCUUCUUCUUGAGGAUCAGGUCCGACGGGGGUGUAGAUGGAAUCAGGGAGAAGAGCGACGCCCACAUAAAGCUCCAAAUCCAGGCGACCUCGGUGGGGGAGGUGGUCAUCAAAGGAGUCUCUGCUAACCGCUACCUGGCCAUGAACAGAGACGGCCGGCUGUUCGGAGUGAGACGGGCGACGGACGAAUGCAACUUCCUGGAGCGGCUGGAGAGCAACAACUACAACACCUACCGCUCCAGGAAGUACCCCGGCAUGUACGUGGCUCUGAAGCGGACGGGCCAGUACAAGUCCGGGAGCAAAACCGGGCCGGGUCAGAAGGCCAUUCUGUUCCUCCCCAUGUCUGCCAAGUGCUAAUCGGACCGAGUCGAUAUCCACGUGUCCAGCGGCUGCGAAAAACACAACGAAGAAGAAGAGGAGGAAGAAGAAGUGUCCCAUAAACCGCUGUGAUGCUCUGUGACUGUUUUACCCCGAAUGAGUCUGCUCUCUCUCAGCUUUUACUGUCAAACAGUGCAGAGCAUUCACAGCCGGCUGCUUCCCAGUACCCCCCCCC
Molecule: messenger RNA, 665 nt
Organism: Pungitius pungitius (ninespine stickleback)
Lineage: Eukaryota; Metazoa; Chordata; Actinopteri; Perciformes; Gasterosteidae
Gene: fgf2
Product: fibroblast growth factor 2
Exons: 3
Coding region: 2-469 (155 amino acids)
Biological process (GO): positive regulation of gene expression; positive regulation of epithelial cell proliferation; positive regulation of endothelial cell migration
Cellular component (GO): cytoplasm; nucleus
Molecular function (GO): fibroblast growth factor receptor binding; growth factor activity
Source: RefSeq, a predicted model, not a curated record